Fusarium verticillioides 7600 is the source of this 1643-nucleotide messenger RNA. RefSeq names its product branched-chain amino acid aminotransferase. The transcript is spliced from 3 exons. Gene Ontology annotation, molecular function: branched-chain-amino-acid:2-oxoglutarate transaminase activity. The record is from RefSeq and is a predicted model, not a curated record. Gene Ontology annotation, biological process: L-leucine biosynthetic process; L-valine biosynthetic process. The coding region runs from base 311 to 1498 and encodes 395 amino acids. Gene Ontology annotation, cellular component: mitochondrion. Lineage: Eukaryota; Fungi; Ascomycota; Sordariomycetes; Hypocreales; Nectriaceae.
AGAACCCGAUGCACUCAUUCCGAAUCUAUUCGUUGGAUACUCCGUAUGAGUCUGGGCUAUUGUACGAGGAGGGGAUCGGCAUAUCGGAGAUGGCAACCGACCUUAUCGCUGGCGUUGUCACAGGGCGCAAAAUUAGCUUACGCCCUUCAACAUGACCCACUUCUGCAAGUGAAGGGAGCUAGCUUCUGGACACGAAAGGGCUAAACCAGCAGCCGAGAUAGGGUGCAUCGCAUUGAGUAUUUAUUAUCCACGACAGAGUAGGCGGAAAAGAAGUGGGCGUUUGUAUUACACACCUUCAUAGCAUCCCGCCAUGUCUGCACAAACUUCUACAAACGGCACAAAUGGCUCUUCAGCGUCCGCGAAGGGACAGCUCGAUGCAUCCAAGCUCAAGUUCAACUUGACAACAGAGUUAAAAGAUGUCCCCAAGCCUGGCUCCGCCGACUUAUGGGAACAGAAUGUCGCGACGGAUCAUAUGGUAACGUGUCGCUGGACGGUACAGAACGGCUGGGAAGCCCCGGUUAUCAAGCCGUUCGGCGACCUGACGAUCUCACCUCUUGCUUCCUGUCUUCAUUACGCCACGCAGUGCUUCGAGGGCAUGAAAGUCUACCGUGGUUUCGAUGGCCGCGUCAGACUAUUUAGACCGGAUCGAAAUGCCGAGCGCUUGGUCAUGAGCGCAGAGAGAGUUUCACUGCCAAGUUUUGAUCCUGAGCAGCUUGUUGAAUUGAUCAAGGCUUUAGUUCGCGUUGAUGCGAAAAGAUGGCUACCAGACCCCGGCAGCUUUCGGUAUAUCAGACCAGCGUUAAUCGGAACCGGUCGCCAACUUGGUAUCCAGAUUCCCAAAGAAGCCAUCUUGAUGGUUACCCUCGUUUGUUGGCCCGACUUCUCCACGGAAUCGCCUCCCGGUACAGUCCCACGAUCUGAUCUACGCCUCAUCACAUCGAGGAAUGACACCAUCAGAGCAUGGCCUGGCGGUUUCGGCUACGCCAAGGUCGGUGCGAAUUACGGCCCUAGUUUUGCGUCUCAUUGCGAAGCACAACAGGCUGGCUACGAUCAGGUACUCUGGCUUCUCGGAGACGAAGGACAAGUCACCGAGGCUGGGGCCAGUAAUUUCUUCGCAGUCGUUCGAGACGAAAAGACUUCUAAGCCAGUUCUACUAACGGCGCCAUUGACGGACCGAGUCAUUCUCGAUGGUGUCACUAGAAGGUCUGUUCUCGAUCUGGUUGAAAGCCGACUUUCCGAGGAGCUCGAGGUCAGAGAAGCAAAAUUUACGAUCAAAGAUAUUGAGAAGGCCUGGAGAAAUGGCCUACUUCAAGAGGCAUUCGUGUCUGGCACUGCUUUUUUCAUCAAGAAUGUAUCGACAAUUCGGGUCGGUGACUUUAACAUUGACUUGCCGCACAAGCAAGACGAAGGCAGUGCAUAUGGCACGCGGAUCAAGAGUUGGCUGAAGGAUAUUAUGUUUGGAGGCGAGGACCAUGAAUGGGGUGUUGUUGUGGAAUAAGAAGAACUACAGAAUAUAUCUUGUUCAGGCGAUUAUACAACUUAGAUUACAUAAUCCUGUUGUUCAUCGUACUGCCGACAGACGUUACGUUUCGUCGUCAUUGAGGAGACAACCUCGUUCCGCAAAAUCCCUCGUGUAACUCAGA